Ostertagia ostertagi is the source of this 381-nucleotide messenger RNA. Lineage: Eukaryota; Metazoa; Nematoda; Chromadorea; Rhabditida; Trichostrongylidae. The record is from the annotation of a GenBank genome assembly.
GAUGAAGAAAGGACGUUGAUUGCUCAUUAUUUUCAGUUCUCAUUGAUCUCUUCAUUGAUAUCGAGUUGUGGUGAUGUGAUAAGCCUACGUGACAAGUCUCUGCUCACACUUGAAGUGACCACAUUCAGCCGAAAGUAUCCAAAUAUUCCAGUGGAUUUAUUGGCUGCUCUUCUUGCAAGUCGCGAUGACGUAUCGCGCAGUGAAGCGAAGCAAAUGGCCGAGGAGGUUGUUUCCCAUGUGCAGUUUCAUCCGCGAGAUAGAGUUCUGGAUCAGCUGUUUGCUUCAGUGGUCGGGCGUAGUGACUCUUCUUCUUGGAAACCCAAUCUUGACAUGAUGAAUAUGCUUUCAUCCUUUAUGCGCAGAGAUCAACCCCAAUCAUGA